Molecule: messenger RNA, 1861 nt
Organism: Scylla paramamosain (green mud crab)
Lineage: Eukaryota; Metazoa; Arthropoda; Malacostraca; Decapoda; Portunidae
Exons: 9
Coding region: 967-1368 (133 amino acids)
Source: RefSeq, a predicted model, not a curated record
UAGGGCUGAAUUUGUUGCUUUUCAGAGAGGGGCAGUCGGUCUGUACAUGCGUGAGGUGGCGAGAGGCGUGUCCAGGGGGCGGCUAGUAGCGUGUGCCACCGUGGAAAUAUGUACAGACAUAAAGAAGACGCCCUCAAGAAAGAUGUGGUGAAGACAGUGUUAUGCACCACCACACCACCAUUACACUUCCUGUCUUGCUUGGUGAAUGAACAGAGCACCACUAACAUCACAUCAUUGCAUCACCACAUCACCACACCACCACCUCCUGUCCUGCCCCAGUGAAAUAGAACAUCACCACCACAUCACCACAUCAAGAGUCAGUGAUUGCCUGCAGCCAGCCCUAGCCUGACCCGCCAGACAUGUGUCCCAGGCCUUCCCCUAGCCUGUAGAGCCAUGUAAGCCUGCAGGUCAAGGUCAGGUAAAAAAAAACAGAGCCGUAACGUAAAAGAUCAAGACAUUUACGAAGACUGUCUUUGAUGGGCUCAGGUCCUCCGUGCAGACCACCAACAAGCAAGAGAUUGACGAAAUACAGGUUGUGAAGACGCUGCAAGCUGAUGCCUUCAGAGAUCGCGAAGGUCCUCACCUUGUUGUAGGAGAGCUGACAACAUGUACCAGCCAGCAGCAACUCCCAUGCUAACAGGCUUCUCCCCCGCGGGUAUGUAGCACCUCUGGAGUCGCUCGAUGAAGAAGAGGAUGCUGGCGAGGCCUGUCGUGUUAGCCGGGAUGCGCCGGUACAGAGCUGUGUCCGUUGGGGUUGUGUAGGCAAGCAUCUUCUUGGCAAGGUCCUCGUAGGUGGCCGCAAACAGUUUACGGCUGUGGGAUGAGAACUUGUCUUGUGAAUGUGACGUUGGGAGGAGGGAAGCACAGGGGAAGAGGAGGACGAGGAGGAAGAGAGUUAAGAGUCACAAGAGGAGGAGGAAGGUGGAAAGAAAGAGGAAGGAGAGGAGGAGGAGGAGGAGGAGGAAGAUGGAGAAGGAAAGGAGAAAGAUAAGAAGGAAGGAAAUGCCGCAGAAGGAGAAGAUAGAAAUCAAAAACGUCACAAGACAGAAUAGUGAGCUGCAUGCACUUAUCACAGAGUAUAAAGUCACUCCCUCAGAGGAAAAAGACAAGGAUGGCAUGUCUUCAUGUGAGAACUCAGAAGCUAAAUGUACAGAUACCAAGGGGAAAUUGCUGGGUCAAGUGGCUACACUGACAUCUGAGGUUAGCAGGUUGGAGAGUGAGUGCAGCAGUCUUCAGGUUCAGCUAGACUGUGAGAGGGAUAAGUAUAACAAACUGCUGGGAGAAUCUCUUGCUCAUGAAAAGUUGUCUGAAGAUGUCAUAACUGAACCAAAAGGAGAAACAACAGGAUUGGGAGGAACUGAGCUUUAACAGAAGCUGCAACAACUGCAGGAGCCUCACAGGGUCCUGGAGAGCAGGUUAACUUGCAGCAUGAAGGAGGUGGCUGAGCUAAGUGACAGGAAGUAGCAGCUUAAGCAUGCUGUAGUGCAUGAGGAGACAGAGUCCAUCGGUGUAUGCAUGUUUUUUGCUCAUUUGAAUCAUCUGUAAAAGUGAAGUGGAGGAAGUGUUUACUGUUUACUGUAUGCCAUUUCCUUGGUCUUUUAAUGAAGAAUUUUAUCCUUCUUCAGGUGACUACAUCACCAUCUACCAGUUGCAGCGAGGAGUGAUGAAGCAACAAGCUCGAGAACGCGAGUUAGACCUUGCCAGCCUCCAUCAUGAAUGAGAGGAAAUGAAGCAAAACCACUCUGCAGGAUUUGAUAUCAAAGCUGGUGCAGGAAAAGGAAGCAGAUCAUGACCUUCAGCAGCUCUUCGAGAAGAUAAGCAGCGUCCUUAAGAGUCCAGUUGCUAUCUUUAGCAGUGUUGG